AUGCGAUCCGACUUGACUUGCGCGUUUAGCGGUGCAUUCCUGAUCUUCGGAGGAUGGGCUGUUGUGAUAUGGGUCUUCUGGAGAGCUCUUGCAUUACAUUUACAGAUUUGCUGGGAAGUUGCGACUGGCAAUUUGUUUUACUGGACAACUCUCAUUAUAGGAUGGCUGAUUCCAGGCAUUGACGUUACUCUCACUCUUGCAUUGACUGGAGUUUCCUAUCGAUUUGGUAACGUGUGCCACCUCAACCACAAAAAUGGCCUCGAAGUCUUUUGGGGUCCACUGCUAGCCUUUGCCACAUUGGCGCUGGUCUUACAGUUUAUUACGAUCGGUUACUGCGUCAAUGUCUACGUGCGAAGCCUGCUCGAUGAUAAAGCAUCUACCGAAAACAGCUCCGGUGUUCCUACAUAUUCCAGCAGUGUCAACACAGCUUCAGCACGUCAAACCUAUCGGAGGGUCAAGAGGAUUGUCGAACUGCAGUGGAGGGGAGCAAUGAUUGUCUUGCUCAUAAUCGCAGAGGUUGUGUUCUUCGCCGUGAUCUUUGUGUCGAUGGACAACAGCUCGCAGGUCAAUGAUGCUCUUUUCCGAAAAGCAACACCAUGGCUCACUUGCUUGGUACUUAGUGGUGGUGACAAGGCCCGGUGUUUACCACACGCUGAAAGUCUAGUUAAGAAUGAGGGGAUUGUCAUUGCGGUGCUGGUGUGCCUGGGGAUUAGUGGGUUUUGGCUGCUGAUAUUCCUUGGAAGAUGGUCAAUGGUGCUCGGCUGGCGGGACCUUGUCAAGAGCAAGAUCUUUCGCAGGAGGCAUGAGUUUGUGUCUGCAGACGCAAGAGGAAUUUCGAACGAUACACGUACGUACGAGAUGCUCGACUCGGCCAAGACCACCCCAGCGCUGAACAUUUCUUCUCCAGACCGAGUCUCGAGCCCUAGCCAAGCCCAUCCCUUGAGAAGCUCCCCAAUGACGCCGGAGCCGGAUGCUAAGCAACAUUAUGACUACUUCAACAACAAAAACCUCACGAGAGUGAAUGACGAUUUCUCACCUCAGACACCUGCGCCGGCCUACUCGUAUUCACCCAGUACGCCACGAAUGUUCUCGCCGAGGGAAUGGGAUCAUAGGGCGACCCAAGCACGACCCAGUUAUCUACCUGGCACUGCAGUCUCAAAAGACUAUACUUGA
Molecule: messenger RNA, 1173 nt
Organism: Lithohypha guttulata
Lineage: Eukaryota; Fungi; Ascomycota; Eurotiomycetes; Chaetothyriales; Trichomeriaceae
Exons: 2
Coding region: 1-1173 (390 amino acids)
Biological process (GO): G protein-coupled receptor signaling pathway; cell surface receptor signaling pathway
Cellular component (GO): membrane
Molecular function (GO): G protein-coupled receptor activity
Source: RefSeq, a predicted model, not a curated record